Messenger RNA from Ylistrum balloti, 1565 nucleotides. RefSeq lists its product as uncharacterized. The coding region runs from base 286 to 1158 and encodes 290 amino acids. The transcript is spliced from 4 exons. Lineage: Eukaryota; Metazoa; Mollusca; Bivalvia; Pectinida; Pectinidae. The record is from RefSeq and is a predicted model, not a curated record.
UGCACCAGUCUUCCUGUUAUCUAAAGUAAUCAGUAUGAAGAUACCAGCUAGCUCCAAACUGGGCGGACUACAGGACUAGAAAGCUUAAUUGGAGGGAGAUCGAUGAUGGGUUCCCGUACAGCAUCAGCAUUAAGGCGCGGGUUUCCCAGGAAUCACUGGUCGGGCAUGCCAGCCUUGUUCUACAUCAAGAGGCAAAAAAACACAUCCAGAAUGGAUUUUUUUGCUUAUAUUUAGUGUGAACACACAUGAUAUAAUUGGCGGCUGGCUCAAACUUAUAAGUUCUGUAUGAUUGCGCGUCAGCUGAGCUACCAGCGCGAGUUUUUGUCACCCACCUCCAUCCGAGUCACCAUCCCCGGAGGUCUGCCCUACGAGGCUUUUGAGGCGAGAGGUUCAAAGGUCACCCCAUGGAGCCUUCUUCAUCUGUUCGAGUCGACGCGUGCCUUCAGUUUUUGGCCAAUGCCUGCUGCCGAGCGACCAGAGGGUUCCUUUGCCGAUUUUAAUCAGCUGCUGAUGGAUAACUUCUUUUUCAUAGCAACGGCAAAUCUUUCCAUUGAACGACAGUUAUAUGACGAAUUUACACCGAAGUUUCCUUUGUCUGUCACUAUUCACCUGGACUUCGUAGGGCGUUCGUCCUUCCUGUUAACUAGUUCUCUUGCGCACAUGGAUACGGAACCGUACGCCGUGUGUAAAGUACAAUCAGUUUUGGUUAACUCCACGACGCGAAAGCCAACUCCAUUUCCUGAUUGGUGGCGCCGUAAAUACCUUCACAACACUUGUUUAAGCGGAACUGCGUUGAAAAUGAAAGAUUUACUCGAAGCGAAAAUCGAUCAGUGUUAUCAGCAUGACGUCAUUGUGUACCCACGUGAAUGUGACUCUUACUUUCACACUAAUUGGUCAAAUUACGUCCGGUACUGUUCAGAUACAGUUAGUUUUGGUGUACUUCAUAAGAAAUUUAAAAACAUCACAGAGAAAACGUUGGAACAUGGGAUAAAGGAACUCGAGAUAUCCCUCCUAAGGGAAUCAAAUGUCGGUGAUAAAUUAAAUAUAGUGUCCUGGGAAACCAACGAUGGACUAAACUUCCGGAUUUUGAAAGACAGCCACGCAUGCGCGCAAAUGUCUAUGAGCUUUUUCCAAGAUAUCUUCUGUUCAACUACCUGAAAUAUUUGUGAAAUUGUAAGUAGAUAAGAAAAUUAAACAAUAAUAUAUUUUAAACUACUGCGGGAGGAGUGAAUACCAAUCAGUCCAUAUUUGUGAUGUUAACUUUGUUAAUUACGGUAAUGAUGGUAGGUAGGUAAAAACGGAUACCUAAAGGGUAUAGAUGACAAAUUCUCUCACACAACUGAAGAGUUCAAGGAGAUGUUGAAAGAUAUCAUCUGACAUAACUUUAUUGAUUAUUUCUAUGCUGGUAGCAGAGUUUUAUAAACUCUUAAAUUGAAGUGAAAGGUGCUAUUCACGUUUGUGUCUUUUGUACGAACUUAGAUUUAAAAUAACUAUUUGUUAAACAGAUAUCCUAAAAUACCCGUACAAUAUGUAUUGAUCGACAGCAAUAAAACAAUAAAAUAGAA